Molecule: messenger RNA, 2290 nt
Organism: Pangasianodon hypophthalmus (striped catfish)
Lineage: Eukaryota; Metazoa; Chordata; Actinopteri; Siluriformes; Pangasiidae
Gene: dct
Product: dopachrome tautomerase
Exons: 8
Coding region: 114-1664 (516 amino acids)
Biological process (GO): melanin biosynthetic process from tyrosine; developmental pigmentation; positive regulation of neuroblast proliferation
Cellular component (GO): melanosome
Molecular function (GO): dopachrome isomerase activity; oxidoreductase activity
Source: RefSeq, a predicted model, not a curated record
CGGGGGAGGAGAGAUGAUAAAAUCCGAGCACACACACACACACACACAUACUGAAGUGGAGUUUUUUUUAUUUCCACACACUCUGUUGAGUCUGUCUCUGUAAGGACAGGAGGAUGAGGAGGACGGUGCUGAUGAUGAAGGCCCUGGCGUGCUGGUGCGUGCUUUGCGCGGUGGUGCGCGGAGUCCGGGCGCAGUUUCCGCGCGCGUGCAGCACGGUGGAGGCGAUCGAGUCGAAGCGCUGCUGCCCGUCCCCGAGCGCCGAUGCCGAGGACGCGUGCGGCGCGCGCUCCGGACGCGGGGCCUGCGACGCCGUGCACACGGACACGCGGCCGUGGGGAGGAACGUACACGCUGCGCAACGUGGACGACCGCGAGCGCUGGCCCACCAAGUUCUACACGCAGACCUGCACGUGCUUCGGUAACUUCGCCGGUUACGACUGUGGCGAGUGUAAGUUUGGGUGGACGGGGCCGAACUGCGACGUCCGCAAGACUCCUGUGACACGGAAGAAUAUCAUGUCUCUGAGUGUGGAGGAGAGGCAGAUCUUCCUGGAGGUGCUGCAGCGUUCCAAACGCACCAUACACCCUCAGUACGUCAUCGCCACCGAGCACUGGCUCGGCCUGAUCGAUCGAGAAACCAACCAGACGCGCUUCAGCAACAUCACCGUGUACGACCUGUUCGUCUGGCAGCACUACUACUCCGUGAGGGACACGCUGCUCGGUCCCGGACGGCCGUUCAAAGCCAUCGAUUUUUCCCAUAAAGGCCCUGCGUUCAUCACCUGGCACAGGUACCAUCUGCUGAGUCUGGAGAGAGACCUUCAGAAACUGAUUGGCGAUCAAAAUUUUGCUAUCCCUUACUGGAAUUUUGCAACCGGUGGCUCGGAGUGUGAAGUGUGCACUGAUGACCUUUUGGGAGGAGAAGACCCCAGUGACCCCUCACUCAUCAGCCCUAGAUCACCGUUCAGUGACUGGGGAAUCGUGUGUGACAGCUUGGACGAGUAUAACCGUUUGGUGACGCUGUGUAACGGGACGAGAGAGGGACCUUUACGUCGCGGUCCGAAGAAAAGAGGCAGCAUUGCUUUGCCGACGAUGGACGACGUACGCAGCUGCCUCCAGUUACGAGACUUCGACAGGCCUCCAUAUUUUACCAACUCCACCUUCAGCUUCAGAAACGCACUGGAGGGUUUCGAUAAAGCGGACGGAGAACUCGACAGUGCUGUGACGGGAUUACACAACCUCGUCCACGACUUCCUCAGCGGCACGAACGCACUGUCCCACUCCGCCGCCAACGACCCCAUCUUUGUGGUGUUACACGCCUUCACAGACGCCAUAUUUGAAGAAUGGCUGCGCCGCUUCCCAAAAAACGAUACUUAUCCCGAAGAAAUGGCUCCGAUCGGCCAUAACCGCCAUUUUAACAUGGUUCCCUUCUUCCCUCCGGUCACGAACGAGGAACUCUACAUUCCCUCCGUCGAGCUGGGCUACUCCUACGAGAUCGACCUCUCCGAUGCAGGUCAGUCCGCAGCCGCAUUCGUUGUUGCCGGUUCCUGCCUCGCUCUCCUCGUCCUCAUCCUCCUUUUGGUUCUGUACACACGGCAGAGACACAGGCGCGAGUACGAGCCGCUCGUCAGCGCUGGAUAUGCAGCUGUGAAAUACACCGAGGACGCGUGAUUGAAAACGAAAUUAAAAACUAGCGUGAACAUUACUGCAGAAGACAUUGCCGCAGUCUGAUCCAUUUUUCCUUUCCAAAGUAGCAAAAUAAGACUAACAUGCUAGCUAACAUGUCUCAUGCUAGCUAAUUAUCACACUAUUCCUGGCGCUAAUCUCACACUAACAUUAUGCUAAUGUUACGCUAACUCCAGCCUAACUGCUUUAGCUCGUCUGCAUGCUAGUUCUUAGAAGCGGAUUUUUUUGGACACGAGUCUAAUUCAGGAAGGUCAUAAAAAUGUGAAUCAUAUUUACAAGUGAUUAAAAAUGUAGAAUGUAGUACCUCAUUUUGAUUUAUUUACCUUCUAAAUGUUUUUUUUUUUUCCAUUUUAGCACACGACAGUAAUUCAUAAGCCAUUUUGUUUACUGUUUAUUUUGCUUGUUAAAGGUGCAGUCUGUGAUUUUGACAAAUUGUUUCUACACUUGAAUUAAUCAUAUUGUGAUUAACACCACCAAUGUGCAGCCAAUCUCACUGGAUUCUGUGAAUUUCAGCUUUAUAUUUACAUUUUUUUCUGUUAAUUAAUGUCACAAUGACGAGUGUGUGCUACAUCAGUUGCUAAUUAUUAAACUUUGGUUACUCCAUAAACUGC